This is a messenger RNA of Brassica napus (rape), 1798 nucleotides long. Its product is annotated as NAC domain-containing protein 1. The transcript has 7 exons. The coding region runs from base 120 to 1547 and encodes 475 amino acids. Gene Ontology annotation, biological process: regulation of DNA-templated transcription. The record is from RefSeq and is a predicted model, not a curated record. Gene Ontology annotation, molecular function: DNA binding. Lineage: Eukaryota; Viridiplantae; Streptophyta; Magnoliopsida; Brassicales; Brassicaceae.
CUCUCCCUCCCUCCAAUUCAAUCAAACCAAAAGCAAAACACAGAGAAAGAAACAAACAAACUCAUAGAGCGAUCGAGAAAGCGACCGGCGGCGAAGAAACUCUCCACCGGAUUCUUCCGAUGGUGGAAAAGCCAGGGUUUGAGUUCCGUCCGUACGACGAGGAGCUCGUGGGUUUCUAUCUCCGCCAGAAACUUCUCGGAAACCAUAGUCUCGUCGACGGAGUCAUCAGAGAGAUCAAAAUCUGCAGCUUAGAUCCUUGGGACUUGCGCUUUCAAUCGAAGAUCAAAUCGAGAGAUCCUGUUUGGUACUUCUUGUCCCUUAUAGAAAACAACAGGGGUCGACAGAGCAGGACGACGCCUUCAGGGUCGUGGAAACUCACCGGAGACCCUGUGAAUGUCAAUGAUCGGUGGGGUAACUUGACUGGUUUUCGAGGUAAGAUUGGUUACAAGAGGGUUUUAACGUUCAGCAAGGCGAAAAGCAGCAGCAGCUCCGUAUCCGAGUGGGUGAUGCACGAGCUUCACUACACCCACACCGACUUGCCUGAACACAAGAGGACCACCUAUGUCAUCUGCAGACUAGAAUAUAAGGGUGACGACGUGAACAUCCUCUCUACUCCCACUUUUGCUCCCACUAUGGCCAAUAGUGCAAGCUCUGCGGUGGACCAAUCACUUCAAGGGAAUUCUGGACAUUACAACACUUUGUCCGAGUAUGAUUCAGGAUAUCAGUUUAAUGGAAACUCUGACAUGCAGCAAUCAUUUCAAGGAUAUUCAGAAUAUUUCAACCCUACCUCGGAGUAUGGUUUGGCUAAUCAAAGCAACAACUGGUUUAGCAACCUACAACAACAACAAGUUCCUUACUCUGCCCCAUAUCAAGAUGAUUCUGAUGUGUGGAGGCAGGUUGUUGAAGAAGACUGGCCCUCUUUGAUAGAUGAAAGGACAUGUAUGCGAGUGGAUCUCAUCCAUCACCGCCCUAAAAAGCCUGUCACUGGGAUUUUUGUCGGUGAUAGCAGUGAUGAUGACACUGACUCAACGAUUGGGAAAGGUACUUGGAGCUCGACCGAUAGCGUUGGUAGUAAAGAUGUACCAUACCAUGCUCCUAAAGAUGCUACUCCAUCUUUAAGUACUGUUGAGCCUUUGUACAAUGAUAGCAGUGAUGAUGACACUGACUCAACGAUUGGGAAAGGUACUUGGAGAUCGACCGAUAGCGUUGGUAGUAAAGAUGUACCAUACCAUGCUCCUAAAUAUGCUACUCCAUCUUUAAGUACUGUUGAGCCUUUGUACAAUGAUGAGCCGCAAGAGCAACCAAAGCAGCUGAUGUUGCAGUUGCAGGGCAAACAAAAGGUGAUAAAUAAGCAGAAAAGCGAAUGCGAGUGGAAAAGGGCUGAAGACUCGAUCAAGAAGGCUCCAUCCACCUAUGCAGUGAAGCAAAGCUGGAUUGUUCUUGAGGAGAUAAGUCAGAGGAAGUCACGGUGGAUCUAUCUCAAGAACAUCGUUGGCCUCUUACUGUUCAUCAUCUUCAUCAUUGGUUGGAUUAUUCUGCUUGGUUAGAUUAUCUAACUUAGAUGGAUCAAAUCCGGUUCUUGCUCACAAGUUUCCUACUUUCUUUCUUGUUUUCUUUCUUUUUUGGGUUUCUUCAUCUGUUUUCUAGCUAGGAAAAGUCCGUACUUGUGCCAUAAGAGAGGAAAAAAAGAGCGGUAAAAUAGAUAUAUAUAUAUAAGAGAAAAAAAAAGAAAAGGGAGGUACAAAAAAAUGUAUAUGUAAGAGAGAAAAAAGAAAAGAGAGGUAAAAAAAAAAGAAAA